Orussus abietinus is the source of this 1458-nucleotide messenger RNA. It is a transcript of the gene snf, whose product is annotated as U1 small nuclear ribonucleoprotein A. The record is from RefSeq and is a predicted model, not a curated record. Gene Ontology annotation, molecular function: U1 snRNA binding. NCBI's taxonomy places the organism in Eukaryota, Metazoa, Arthropoda, Insecta, Hymenoptera, Orussidae. Gene Ontology annotation, biological process: mRNA splicing, via spliceosome. Bases 166 to 861 code for a protein of 231 amino acids. Gene Ontology annotation, cellular component: U1 snRNP. The transcript is spliced from 3 exons.
GUACAUACAUACUUGCACGCGGCACACGGCUGGUGGUCGUGGCGUCGAUUAUAAAGAAAUAAACGUUAACUGAUUGUCAAGUUGCUAUAAUUUCGUUACAAUUUGAUUCUACACAGUAUUGGUUGGUUCAAGUCUAACCUAUAAUUUUAUCAUUCUAUCAAUACAAUGGAUAUUCGGCCAAAUAAUACCAUUUACAUUAAUAAUUUAAAUGAGAAAAUUAAGAAGGAGGAAUUGAAGAAGUCGUUGUAUGCCAUUUUUUCUCAGUUUGGUCAAAUUUUAGACAUCGUGGCACUAAAGACUUUAAAAAUGCGGGGGCAAGCAUUUGUUAUUUUCAAAGAAAUUGCCAGUGCAACAAACGCAUUGAGAUCUAUGCAAGGAUUCCCAUUUUAUGAUAAACCAAUGAGAAUACAGUAUGCCAAAACGGACAGUGAUUUAAUAGCAAAAAUGAAAGGUACCUUUGCAGAACGACCGAAAAAGCCUAAAAGAGUUGUUCCUGCGGCAGAUGAGGAAGCGAAAAGGGCUAAGAAGAGGGCAAAAGAACAAGCUAAACAUUCCCAACAAAUUGGAUAUCAUCCUGGCCUACCUCAACAUCCAGGAUUGGCAAACACAACUGUGCCUGAACAGCCACCUAAUCAAAUUCUAUUUUUAACUAACUUACCAGAUGAAACCAGUGAAAUGAUGUUGUCUAUGUUAUUCAAUCAAUUCCCUGGAUUCAAGGAAGUGCGUUUAGUGCCUAAUCGACAUGACAUAGCAUUUGUUGAAUUUGAAAAUGAAGUUCAAUCAGGUGCAGCAAAAGACGCUCUUCAAGGAUUUAAGAUCACCCCGUCGCAUGCAAUGAAAAUAUCAUUUGCUAAAAAGUAAUAAAUUUAAGGAAUCAUUGAAAUUAAUGAAAUUAUUGAAUUUGUUGGAGACAGAUGAACACUCCCAUGUUCAUUUGUCUCCUCACCCGACACCCCAAACCCUUAAAGUGUUUUUAAUGGCGGGUUUUAAUUUAAGCAUAUUUUACGUUUCAAUGUAAGUCUUAAAAUGCUUCAAGCUGUCUCAAGUAUGUUGUUACCUAAUAUCAUGCAAAAGGUAACAUACUUUCCAUUGCAUUCAGGUUUAACUGACAUUUUGUGCAAUGUCAGAAGUAUUUGUCAGAUGAAAUUAGAGUGUACUCGUGUACAGUACUUUCUCAUUAUAUCUUGAAAGAAAAAUAAAACUAACUGGCUUGACACGUAGUCGACUUGAGUAAACUGUCUUAAACCAUUUUGAUCUUUUUUGUAGUCUUUAAUUUAAUAUUCAACAAAGGUUGUAUACCAAUAACAAAUGCUACUCUUAAAGAGUUUGUAUACUAAAAUAUAUAUUUUUAUAAUUUAAAUUUUCUCAGUGUCAAUGCAGAAGUAUUAAUUUUCAUACAAAAUAGAAAUUGUAAGUAAAACAAUAAAGAAUCACGUAUUAAGAUCUUUAACUUCAAAA